AUGGCGGAACCGCAUCGGUAUGCGGAAGAGGCCAAUGAGGCCCUGGAUCCGGAGCUUCUGUACACAAAGGAAUACUGCAUUGGCGGUGGUAGCUUUGGCAAGGUGUUCAAGGGGGUCGAUAAACGAAGCGGUCGCUCCGUCGCUAUCAAGAUCAUCGACGUCGAAAAUGCCGAGGACGAGGUCGAAGACAUUAUCCAGGAAAUCGCCAUCCUGUCCGAGCUGCAGUCUCCAUAUGUGACAAAGUACUACGGAUCCUAUGCAAAGGGCGCCGAGCUAUGGAUUGUCAUGGAGUUUUGCGCGGGUGGGAGCUGUGCCGACCUUAUGAAGCCGGGCAUCAUGGGCGAGGACUACAUUGCCAUCAUCAUAAGGGAGCUGCUGAUGGGUCUCGACUAUCUCCACACGGACAAGAAACUGCACCGGGACAUUAAAGCGGCCAAUGUCCUUUUGGGAGCCAAUGGCCAGGUCAAGCUGGCUGAUUUUGGCGUGUCGGGUCAGCUUUCGGCCACCAUGACGAAGAAGAACACGUUCGUCGGCACUCCGUUUUGGAUGGCACCAGAGGUCAUUAAACAAUCUGGAUAUGAUCACAAGGCUGAUAUUUGGUCACUCGGUAUCACGGCCCUCGAACUUGCCAAUGGCGAGCCUCCUUACGCCGACAUUCAUCCCAUGAAGGUUCUCUUUCUUAUCCCCAAAAACCCUCCUCCGAGGCUAGAGGGAAACUUUACAAAGGCCUUUAAGGAUUUUGUCGAACUGUGCCUGCAGCGAGAUCCCAAGGAACGACCGACAGCCAGAGACCUCCUGCGACACCCCUUUAUCCGAAAGGCAAAGAAGACAACAUAUCUUACCGAGCUGAUAGAGCGACAUUCCAGAUGGGCGGCGACGCACAAGACGGAUGAGGAAGAAAAUUGGGACGUCAGCGAGAGUGUGCCACCUGAGAGACCGCGAGUCAACGAGGACAUGUGGGAUUUCGGCACCGUCAGGCUUGUCACUGACCGCGGCGGCGUAGUCAACCGGCCACCUAGGCUCAACCCCCUGGGCGCAAGUGCUACCAACACGAGAGCCACGCGGAACUCAGCCGAUUAUGGUGAAAGGCGGCGUGAGCCAUCCAGCCCAACAAAACUGCGGGAACAGGCCCUUCAGCCGAGUGAUACUCUCAAAGCUGCGAACCCGGCCAGCGCGGGGGCAUCACGGCAAGCGAGCCCGCAGCGCAAACACACACCCACUCAACAACAGCAGCUAAAGACUACGAGCUGGGAGUUUCAAGAGACAACGCCAAGAUCUUCAAAGAUUGUGACGGUACCGGUCAUAACUCAAGCACCGGAGCCCCCCUCGCCCGACUACGACCGGGAACUGCAAGAACACUUGCAGCGCGACAUGGGAAUACUGAACCUGAAUAUAGACCUACCCGACCCCUUCGAAAAGCCGGUGCCGCCUGCUCAUGGGGUUUCGCCACGAUCAACGAGCUCCAAAAUUGCGCGAUACGACGUGCCAGAAAUCCCGCCUUUCAGAGCUCCCUCUCCAAAGCCGCUGCCGCAACCGCAGACUACCGUGCAGCGAACGGUAGCUCCAGUUGUGCCGCUUUCUCCAGUGUCUCGACUACCGGCUCCAUCUGCACCGGCUCCGGCUCCCGCCCCUGUGCCCGCCCCUGUGACCGCUCCUGCUCCUGCACCUGCACCUGCACCUGCACAUGCACCCGUGUCUGCGGCAUCGGCAUCGGUAUCCUCGUUGAGAUCACAGGGUCAUUCGCCAGGACUGUUGGAAACAUUUCCUUCCCCUCCUGCUCCGAACCCCAACGGAGAGCUCGAUGCCCUCAACGACGUCAUCUUUCCUGCGCUUGAAGAGGCCCUUAAGCGACGGCAGAUUCGGCUCCAGCACAUGUACAAGCCUGUGCCGAGCGGUUCAACUGUGUCAUCGAAGCAGCAACGAGCCGAAGCUGCUCAUGAGAAAGUUCGCAAACUUGUCUAUAAGCUGGCACAUGUUUGCAAAGAGAUUGACUACUAUGAUAAAGCUGAGCCCGUAGGCAUGGGAAGGGACGUUGGAAACUUUUUGGAGGGAUUGCUUGAGGAGAUUCUAGUUCGCGUUGAACCGCUGGAUGAGGAGGAGGUGUAG
Messenger RNA from Trichoderma virens Gv29-8, 2106 nucleotides. RefSeq names its product serine/threonine protein kinase, STE family, PAK/STE20-related (gene PAK6). Gene Ontology annotation, molecular function: protein kinase activity; ATP binding. Gene Ontology annotation, biological process: protein phosphorylation. NCBI's taxonomy places the organism in Eukaryota, Fungi, Ascomycota, Sordariomycetes, Hypocreales, Hypocreaceae. The transcript has 6 exons. The record is from RefSeq and is a predicted model, not a curated record. The coding region runs from base 1 to 2106 and encodes 701 amino acids.